This is a messenger RNA of Capsella rubella, 1780 nucleotides long. Its product is annotated as DELLA protein RGL1. The transcript has a single exon. Gene Ontology annotation, molecular function: sequence-specific DNA binding; DNA-binding transcription factor activity. Gene Ontology annotation, biological process: negative regulation of seed germination; regulation of seed dormancy process; hyperosmotic salinity response. Lineage: Eukaryota; Viridiplantae; Streptophyta; Magnoliopsida; Brassicales; Brassicaceae. Gene Ontology annotation, cellular component: nucleus. The coding region runs from base 138 to 1655 and encodes 505 amino acids. The record is from RefSeq and is a predicted model, not a curated record.
CUUCUUCUUCAAUUAUUAUGACACUCCCGUGUUCCUAAUCUCCUCUCUCUUCUCUCUCUAUCUCAUUCUUCUCUGCUUACAAGAACUUUAAAGAUUUGAUCUUUUUUAGCUAUAGAUUAUUCAAGAAGUCAAUUUUGAUGAAGAGAGAGCUCAACCACCGUGAAUCAUCCGCCGGAGAAGGUGGGAGUUCACCAAUGACGACGGUGAUUAAGGAAGAAGCUGCCGGAGUUGACGAGCUUUUGGUUGUUUUAGGUUACAAGGUUCGUUCUUCCGACAUGGCUGACGUGGCACACAAGCUUGAACAGUUAGAGAUGGUUCUUGGCGAUGGAAUCUCGAAUCUUUGUGAUGAAACUGUUCAUUACAACCCAUCUGAUCUCUCUGGUUGGGUUGAGAGCAUGCUCUCGGAUCUUGACCCGACCCGGAGUCAGGAGAAACCCGGCUCCGAGUACGAUCUCAGAGCUAUCGCUGGCUCUGCAGUGUACCCACGUGAGGAGCACGUGAGCCGUCGGAGUAAGAGGACGAGAGUUGAACCGGAGAUGUCCACGACGCGCUCUGUGGUGGUUUUGGAUUCUCAAGAAACUGGAGUGCGUUUGGUCCACGCGCUUUUAGCUUGUGCUGAAGCUGUUCAACAGAACAACCUGAAGUUAGCCGACGCGCUCGUGAAGCACGUGGGGUUACUCGCGUCUUCUCAAGCUGGUGCUAUGAGGAAGGUCGCGACUUACUUCGCUGAAGGGCUCGCGAGGAGGAUAUACCGGAUUUACCCUCGUGAUGAUGACGUUGCUUUGUCGGAUACAUUACAGAUUCACUUCUAUGAGUCUUGUCCGUAUCUCAAGUUCGCUCACUUCACGGCGAAUCAAGCGAUACUUGAGGCUUUUGCUAUGGCUGAUAAGGUUCAUGUUAUUGAUUUGGGACUUAACCAUGGUUUACAAUGGCCGGCUUUGAUUCAAGCUCUUGCUCUUCGUCCUAAUGGUCCACCAGAUUUUCGAUUAACCGGUAUCGGUUAUUCGUUAACCGAACUUCAAGAAGUUGGUUGGAAACUUGGUCAGCUUGCCAGUACAAUUGGUGUCAAUUACGAGUUUAAGAGCAUUGCUUUGAAUAAUUUGUCCGAUCUUAAACCGGAAAUGCUAGACAUUAGAUCCGGUUCAGAAUCAGUGGCGGUUAAUUCGGUUUUCGAUCUUCAUCGUCUCUUAGCCCACCCCGGUUCGAUUGAUAAGUUUCUAUCCACGAUACGAUCAAUCCGACCGGAUAUCAUGACUAUAGUCGAGCAAGAAGCGAACCAUAACGGUACGGUUUUCCUCGACCGGUUCACGGAGUCUCUACAUUACUACUCAAGCUUAUUCGACUCGCUCGAAGGCUCGCCAAGCCAAGACCGAGUAAUGUCAGAGUUGUUCUUAGGACGGCAGAUACUAAACCUUGUGGCUUGUGAAGGGGAAGACCGGGUGGAAAGGCACGAGACGCUAAAUCAGUGGAGAAACCGAUUCGGUUCGGGAGGAUUUAAACCGGUUAAUAUCGGUUCGAAUGCGUAUAAGCAAGCAAGCAUGUUGUUGGCACUUCAUGCUGGAGCUGAUGGAUACAGUGUGGAUGAGAAUGAAGGUUGUUUGUUGCUUGGAUGGCAAACUCGACCACUUAUCGCAACAUCUGCGUGGUCAUUGUGAAAUGAUUAAAUAAUGGGAAUGUGGACAUUGUGUUAUGUACUUUAUUGCAUUGCUGAUUAUAAAAGAAACAAUGUCACACGUUGUCCAAAUUUUUUUAUGAAUAUUAAAUUUUUGUUCACGAGAUU